Molecule: messenger RNA, 672 nt
Organism: Musca domestica (house fly)
Lineage: Eukaryota; Metazoa; Arthropoda; Insecta; Diptera; Muscidae
Product: attacin-A-like
Exons: 2
Coding region: 75-641 (188 amino acids)
Biological process (GO): defense response to bacterium
Cellular component (GO): extracellular region
Source: RefSeq, a predicted model, not a curated record
UGUCACCAAAUUUAAUAUUUUUUUUUUCAAAAUUAUUUGAAUUUUAAAAUUUCCGUUUUUUGUUUGAUGUUUUAAUGGGCAUAACAUUGUCCACCAAUAGUCAAGGUGUGAACAACCUCAAUGGCUAUAUCACCCAAAAAGUGGCCCAUGGAAAUUUGAACAUUUUAUCCGGCCUUUUUGCAAACGUAAAUCUAGAUGGAGCUCCGCUGAUACGUGGUGUUUUCGGUGAAAUUGAAAAUUCCUCUUUGUCUCUGGGUCUAACCUAUGCCCACAUGGCCUCCACGGGCCUGCAUUUGCAAAAGAAUCUACGUUUGAAUAUUUUCAAGGAUGACAAAGAAGCCAUGGAUUUGAAUUUCUUUCACAAUGAAGUCAGUUUGGGUCGCAAUGUGAAAUUUGCAAGGUAUGGAGGAAAUUUAGGUUGGAGAUGUUCCAAGGGUCACAUGAUAUCGUUUGGUGUGUCCCAUACUGACCUCUUCAAUACCACUGCCAUGGAGGCGGCCUUUAAGAUAAAUUUAUGGAAAUCGAAAGAGGGGGCGAGCAGUUUGGAUAUUAGCACAAAUGUGGCCCAUUUUAUAAAGGGUCCCCUGGAGGGGCAUCAGGAUGUAAUGGUCACCCUGGCAUUUUCGUAUAGUCUGGGAUGAAAUUAAAGGCAAUUUUUUUCGGAAUAUUAAA